AUGCUUCGCACUACCUUUGCUCGCAACGCCCGCCUCUUCACCACCUCGGCUCGCUUUCAAAAGAGCACCGUCGAAGGCGUCAAGGAUGCUGCCAAGAAGAUUGACAGGACUGUUUCCGAUGCAGCUGUAAAGGGCAUUGAGAAGGGCGAGGAGGCUGCCGGCAAGGUCAAGGACGCUAGUGGCAUCGGCAAGCAGAAGGCAGAUGGCAUCGCCGCCGAGGCAAAGGGCAAGGCACACGAGGUGGCCGGCGAGGCCAAGGGAAAGGCCAGUGAGCUCAGUGGUAAGGCAAAGGGCGCAGCCGAGGAGACGAAGGGCAAGUUGUAA
Diplodia corticola is the source of this 324-nucleotide messenger RNA. Its product is annotated as lea domain protein. NCBI's taxonomy places the organism in Eukaryota, Fungi, Ascomycota, Dothideomycetes, Botryosphaeriales, Botryosphaeriaceae. Bases 1 to 324 code for a protein of 107 amino acids. The record is from RefSeq and is a predicted model, not a curated record. The transcript has 2 exons.